Messenger RNA from Capsella rubella, 1731 nucleotides. Its product is annotated as cyclic dof factor 3. The transcript has 2 exons. The record is from RefSeq and is a predicted model, not a curated record. Gene Ontology annotation, molecular function: DNA-binding transcription factor activity; DNA binding. Bases 107 to 1489 code for a protein of 460 amino acids. NCBI's taxonomy places the organism in Eukaryota, Viridiplantae, Streptophyta, Magnoliopsida, Brassicales, Brassicaceae. Gene Ontology annotation, biological process: regulation of DNA-templated transcription.
AAAAUCUCCAAAAAAAAAACCCCAAAAAAAAACACAAAAAUCAAUAAAGAUAGAUAGAGAGAGAGAGAGAGAGAGAGACUAUAGACACUCCACGAAGCUUUCGAGAAUGAUGAUGGAGAGCAGAGACCCUGCUAUUAAGCUCUUCGGUAUGAAAAUCCCUUUUCCGGCUGUUUUUGAGUCGCCGCCGGUGACGGUUGACGAGGAGGAAGAAGAAGAAGAUGAUUGGAGCGGCGGAGAUGGAGGAGACGACAAAUCAUCAGAAGAUAAUAAGGUAACUCCAGAGUUACCAGAUAAGAACUGUAACGACAACAGUCUAAACAAUUCGAAUGAGUCCAAACCCGAAACUGGGGACAAAGAGGAGGAGACGACUUCAACGGAUCAGAUUGAGAGCAGCGACUCGCCUGAUGAUGGUAGUAACCAGCAGACCACAGCUGAUGGUAAAGUCCUGAAGAAACCUACCAAGAUUCUGCCGUGUCCUAGAUGCAAAAGCAUGGACACCAAGUUCUGUUAUUACAACAACUACAACAUAAACCAGCCUCGUCAUUUCUGUAAGGCCUGUCAGAGAUAUUGGACAGCUGGUGGGACUAUGAGGAAUGUUCCUGUGGGAGCAGGGCGUCGUAAGAACAAAAGCUCCUCGUCUCAUUACCGUCAUAUUACUAUAUCUGAGGCUCUUGAGGCUGCGAGGCUCGAUCCGGGGUUGCAGGCGAACACAAGGGUCUUGAGUUUUGGUCUAGAUGCUCAUCAACAGCAUGCUGCUGCUCCCAUGGCACCUGUGAUGAAUUUACAAGGAAACCAGAAGGUCUCAAACGGAGCUCAAAACGUGUUUCAUGGGGUAGCUGAUCAGCGGCUUGUGGCUCGGGUAGAGAAUGGAGAUGAUUGCUCAAGCGGCUCAUCGGUGACCACCUCUAACAAUCACUCAGUGGAUGAAUCAAGACCACAAAGCUGCAGAGUUGGUGAACCACAAAUGAACAAUAACAACAACAUGAAUGGUUAUGCUUGCAUCCCAGGUGUUCCGUGGCCUUACACGUGGAACCCAUCGAUGCCUCCACCAGGUUUUUACCCGCCUCCAGGGUUUCCAAUGCCGUUUUACCCUUACUGGACCAUCCCAAUGGUAUCACCGCAUCAAUCCUCAUCCCCUAUGAGCCAAAAAGCUUCAAAUCCAAACUCUCCCACUCUCGGAAAGCAUCCGAGAGACGAAGAAUCCGCAAGAAAGGACAACGAGACAGAGCAGCGAAAACAGAGGAACGGCGUUCUAGUCCCAAAAACGUUGAGAAUAGACGAUCCCAACGAAGCAGCAAAGAGCUCGAUAUGGACAACACUAGGUAUCAAGAACGACGGGAUGAUGAGCAAAGGCGGUGGUAUGUUCAAAGGGUUUGAUGAUCAGAAGACAAAGAUGAAUAACAACAACGACAAAACCGAGAACUCCCCUCUUCGUUCUGCUAACCCUGCUGCUCUGUCAAGAUCACAUAAUUUCCAUGAACGGGUUUAGAGUUAUACAUGUAUGUAUAUGUAUGAUUUGAUUUGUAUGUAUAGAUGAUAUUUGGAGAGUGAUGAGUUUUUGAGAAUCAAAACUCUUUUCUUCCUCCUCGUGACCUUAUUCCUUUUUGAGAUGUUUUUGUACAAUGUACACUAUUGCUUCUUUCUUCAUUUGUCAAAAGUGUAGGAAAGAGAUAACAUUAAUGGUAAAAAAGUUGUUGUUGCGUUGGCAUUUCAACCGACACUCUUCUGACU